UACCACCUUGAUUGGUUUGUUGUUAUACAGGAACUCAAAGAUUGCAUUAAGGGAUUGCUGUAUUUGGUGGGAGUGGUAGAACAUCGAAUCUGGGUUUUCAGAACUAAUGGAUACGGAUAGAGAGAGACACAGAGCCAAAGAAACAGCAGCCAAUACCAUCUGUUUCAUCAUGCAUAAAAGUUCAGGCAACAAAACUCAUCCUAUGAAAAAAAAGAUAAACUCACCGGUGGUGGAGAAGAGGAACAAAGCACCAGUAGAGGAACAAAGAACCAGCACCAGCAGAGGAACAAAUAACCAGCAGAGGAAGAAAGAACCAGCACCAGCAGAAGAACAAAGAACCAGCACCAGUAGAGGAUCAAAGAAGCAGCAGAUGAACAAAGAACCAGAGAUGAGAGAAGAGAUGAGAGCAAAGUACCAGUUUGUGUGUGUGGGUAAAAAAGUAAAACAGCAGCUUAGAAGUUUUGGCUGA
Messenger RNA from Gossypium raimondii (Peruvian cotton), 469 nucleotides. RefSeq lists its product as uncharacterized. Bases 107 to 469 code for a protein of 120 amino acids. NCBI's taxonomy places the organism in Eukaryota, Viridiplantae, Streptophyta, Magnoliopsida, Malvales, Malvaceae. The record is from RefSeq and is a predicted model, not a curated record. The transcript is spliced from 2 exons.